CCUUAUUUUAUUAAUUUAAAGGAAUUAGAAAUCAUUAACGGCUUGCUUCGUUCCUUACAACUUUUUUAUAUUUUCUUCGAGUUUGAUUCAUUUGUGGAUAGACACUCAUUUUUCUUUCAUUUUCUAACAUGCCAUCUGAAGACCAGAUCCGCGCGGAUAUUGACACGAAGCAUCAUAAGGAAAUAGAUACAAGUGGUCAGAAGCAUGACAAUGAAUUCGAGUACAGCUCCAGCUUUGUCGUUGAUUCUUCAGUAUUAUUAAGUGAGAUAAGACGCAUUGAAAAUACUACAAGAGCAAUUUCUCGAGCCCUUGCUGCCAUGACGACAUGCAAUGAAAAUGAAGAAAUAUUAUCCAGAACCCCAGAUCUCUGCAACGAUCUUGAGGACAAUGAGAAAGCGUUAUUUUCUCCCAUACCUGACUAUGUGGCUCAAAUAAUUGACGCUGAAAAACAACGAAGACUGAAAAUGAGCCAAAAGACACAGCCACAUGAUGAAUGCCGUCAAACUAAGGUUUCUGUUCCUCCAAGGCUUUCUGGUGACGGUAGGGCCUAUGUUGAUCCGAGUGUCCCUCUUCCCUUGCCCUACGAUGCCAGACGUGACUAUAAAGGACCUUUAAGAAAAAAUCGCGCGAGAGGCACUUAUCAUGACUUAUUCUAUGGAGACAGAUCUGAAUGUGUUUUUGCACCACCACAGGAUAACAAACGCAUUCAAAUAGAGCAAAAAAAAAAUUCCAAGCCAGUGCCUUCCAACGCUAAGCCUCCGAGAUACGAGCCGACCCCACGGAAGACAAUGAAAGUGCCAAAGGACUUAGCUCCUACUUGUGCUUAUCGUAAAAAAGCUGACCCACACGAUGAAAUAUAG
Molecule: messenger RNA, 860 nt
Organism: Phytomonas sp. EM1
Lineage: Eukaryota; Euglenozoa; Kinetoplastea; Trypanosomatida; Trypanosomatidae
Source: the annotation of a GenBank genome assembly